Molecule: messenger RNA, 2773 nt
Organism: Bactrocera oleae (olive fruit fly)
Lineage: Eukaryota; Metazoa; Arthropoda; Insecta; Diptera; Tephritidae
Source: RefSeq, a predicted model, not a curated record
AUUGUGCGAGUUAGUAUGCAGUCCCGUGCGGAUGAGAAGUUCAAGAUCAGUUUUAAUGCUUACAUCAUUGAUUCAAUCACGUCUAUGACUCCUGCCACUACUAUAGACAUCAGGACCAGCCAUCAUUUAAAUGGUCUUCGUUUGGCAGAUCCGGCGUUCGGUAUACCAGGUCACGUAGAACUACUGAUUGGCGCAGAUAUUUGGCCUGCCCUUGUAUUAAACGAUGUUGUUGUCGGUUCUCAUAACGAACCAAGCGCAUUACACACUCGUCUCGAAUAUGUAGUGCUUGGUCCAGUAGCAUCGAACGAGUCGAAACCAGUCUUACUUUCAUCUCUUAUGGACGUUCAAGAUGAUUCUACCACCGAUAAACUUCUACGAAAAUUUUGGAAAAUCGAAGAACCUCCUGACAGCACCAAGGCAGAGGUGGACGAAUGUGAAGAGAUUUUCGCCAGAACGGUUACGCGACUUCCAAAUGGUCAGUAUAUUGUACAGAUCCCGUUUCGAUUUGAUGCACCUGCCCUCGGAAACUCACAUCCGGCGGCACUUCGACAAUUUUUGAAACUAGAGCGGAUUUUGGCAAACGACUACGCACUGAGGGAGAAAUACGUGGAAUUCAUGAGGGAAUACAUCAAGUUGGGAUACAUGGAGGCGAUAGAUGGUUCUCCAGAUGGCAUGGGAAGCUGUUAUUACAUCCCUCACUAUGCUGUUACGACUAAAUUCAGAGUAGUGUUUAAAGUAACAACCAACGGCGGUUACAAAACGGUACGGUAUGGCAAGCAGUCUUUUUAAUGCUAUUAGAACAUUGAGGCAGUGUGCCUAUGAUACUUGGGAAGUGAUCGCUGACGUCAGCCGGGCAGCCGCAGCGCGGGACAGCAUCCUUCAUAGCUUUUAUGUUGAUGAUUAUUUGAAAAGUGCUCACACGACAGAACUGGCCAUCAACCGUGCAAGCGACGUUGAUGCCAUUCUUCAACAAGGUAAAUUUGAAUUAGAUAAAUGGAACUCCAACUGCGUCCAGACCCUGGAAGGAAUCAGUGGCUCUAAGGCGUCUGCAUCGGAGAUAAAUUUUAGCGAUUCCAGCACAACAGUAUUGGGCCUACACUGGAAUCCUAUUACUGAUACCUUAUUUUUCAAGGUUAAGGUAUGUAACUUUGACACAAUUCCUACUAAACGGUGUUUUGAGUGAUAUUGCAAGGUUGUAUGAUCCAUUGGUGAUGCUGGCACCAGUUGUCAUGACGGCCAAGAUAUUCGUUCAAAAUCUAUGGUUGGCGAAGUUGAGUUGGGAUACGCCUCUACCAUCUGAUCUUCGUGAGACUUGGAUGAAAUACCGGAACAGCCUACAGGGUCUUGAAAAUAUCUAAAUAUCACGAUGGCUAGGAAUCAAGGAAAAUUCUGUAUCGACGCUGCAUGGGUUUUGCGAUGCGAGUACCAAAGCUUACGCAGCAGUUAUUUACUUGCGGAAUACCAGUGCUGACGGAACAUGCCAUACAUCCUUGAUUGCCGCAAAAACAAGAGUUGCGCCAUUGAAGGAAAUGACGAUCCCUCGUCUAGAGCUUUCUGCAGCUCAACUAUUAACAUCAUACGUCGUGCUUUGCAGUUUGUCGUCACUUCCGAAAUCCCGCGUUAUGGUUGCCCCACCGUUUACCCAUACCGGGUUGGACUAUUGCGGUACACUCAACGUUCGUCAUGGAGGAAAGCGAUCCACUACAAUGACUAAAACUUACGGCGCAAUUUUCAUUUGUAUGGCUCCAAAGGCCGUACAUAUCGAACUUGCGGAAGAUUUGUCAAGUCAGGCGUUUAUCGAUGUGUUUGAUCGCUUCAUAAGCCGACGCAGCAUAUGUUCGGUUCUUUAUAGCGACAAUGGAACGCAAUUUGUAGGUGCUAGUCGGGUUAUGAAUCAAGACCUACAAAGUUGGAGAAAUAUAUACGCAACUCAGCAUAUAGCAUCUUCCGGAACGCAAUGGAAAUUCAUCACUCCAGCCGCACCCCAUCAUGGAGGUCUUUGGGAGGCAGCUGUACGUUCAGCAAAAAAACAUCUCUAUCGCACAAUUGGUCGCCAAAUCUUACGCUUCAAUCAACUAAGUACUCUACUAGUUAGGAUUGAAGCCUGUUUGAAUUCCAGGCCUCUCGUUCCUCCUCACGAUGAUCCCAGUGGGAGUUACGCUCUCACACCUAGCGACUUUCUUAUUGGUCGACCGCUCAAUGCGAGACCGGAACCAGCUGUUGUGGAUGUUCCAAUAAAUCGUCUUUUAUAUUCUCAGCAAUUACAAAGAAUGUUCGAACACUUCUGGAAGCGUUGGAACUAUGAAUAUUUAUCGGAAUAUAACAGUGACAAACGUACACCUGAAGGACUUUUUGUAAAACACUACUGCCAACGUCCAGUGCAAAAGUUUUGCCGUAGAAGGUUCAGCCGGGGAGGAAUGUUAACGAUUCAUCAUAAGUUCAAUUAACUUGAGAGAUUUAUGCUAUACAAUUUGGCAGCACCAUUCUCUAGGUACAAUCUGGCAUCAUCAUUAUCAGCUGGCGCAUUUUAGGUUCGGCAUUUCUAUCGUUGUUUGGGUCAGACCAUUGUGAAGCACACAAGAACAACAGGAAUCACCGUUAGCAGGUUAUGCGUUUAGCUUUAGCAUAUCAUUCUACUGUUGUUUUGUCAGGCCAUUUUGCCGUAUGCAAUAACCACUUUGUUAUUUUCGUCGGUUCGCUUACAUACUAAUUUUCUAUAUAAGCAUAAGUUUAGCAUAAGAUUAAGUUCAGUUGUUUGUCAAAGGAAUUGGAU